Molecule: messenger RNA, 1738 nt
Organism: Mucor mucedo
Lineage: Eukaryota; Fungi; Mucoromycota; Mucoromycetes; Mucorales; Mucoraceae
Product: pyruvate dehydrogenase complex dihydrolipoamide acetyltransferase
Exons: 8
Coding region: 135-1655 (506 amino acids)
Biological process (GO): pyruvate decarboxylation to acetyl-CoA
Cellular component (GO): pyruvate dehydrogenase complex
Molecular function (GO): dihydrolipoyllysine-residue acetyltransferase activity
Source: RefSeq, a predicted model, not a curated record
UUUUUUUUUGGCUACUUUACCCGUAGUUUUCAGCGCAACUCCUGAUUUCUCCAGCCAGGGUUUUUUUUUUUUUAUAUAUACUUUUUUUUUUUUUCUUUCUCUCUUUUUACAAAGAUUUCGAACUAUUUUACAUAAUGUCCUUGUUAAGAACCUCUGCUUCUGUACUCCGUACCUCUGCCACUAGAGUCUCUGCUAGAGCUCUUCCUUUAUUGUCUCGUCAAGUCUCUGUUCGUACUUUCACUUGUACUAGCUCAAAGUCUGUUGGUGCUCUUCGUGCCAUGGUCAUCCCUAAUGUUCAAAAGGGUGCCAGAUCUUAUAGCUCCAAGAACUUCCCUCCUCAUAACGUCAUUGCUAUGCCCGCCUUAUCACCCACUAUGACUGCUGGUGGUGUUGGUAAGUUCCAAAAGGUUGUUGGUGAUGCUAUCAACCCUGGAGAUAUUUUAGUAGAGAUCGAAACAGAUAAGGCACAAAUGGAUUUCGAAUGUCAAGAAGAAGGUUUCGUUGCAAAGAUUCUUGUCAACGAAGGUGAUAAGGAUAUUCCCGUUGGAAAGCCUAUUGCUAUCUUUGUUGAUGAUGAGAGUGAUGUUGCUGCUUUCAAGGACUUUACUGUUGCUGAUCUUGAAUCUGCUCCCGCUGCCGCUCCCGCUGCUGAAGCUCCCAAGGAAGCUGCUGCUGCUCCUGCUGCUGCUGCUUCUACCGAAGAAUCUAAGCCUGCCUCUUCUGGUAACGCUUCUUCCGAUCGCACCAAGGCAAGUCCUUUAGCUAGAUUACUCGCCGAAGAACGUGGUAUUGACAUUUCUAAAAUUCAGGGUUCAGGAUUAGAUGGUCAUAUCGUCAAGUCUGAUGUUGAAAACUAUAAGGAAUCAGCCGCUCCUGCUGCUGCUGCUCCUGCUCCUGCUGCCGCUGCACCUGUUGCUCAAGCACCUCCCGCUGCUUAUGCUCCUCAAGGUACUUCUGGUAACGCUUUUGUUGACGAACCUACUACCAGCAUGAGAAAGAUCAUUGCUGCCCGUUUAACUGAAUCCAAGCAAACCGUUCCUCAUUACUAUGUCACUGUUGAAAUCAACAUGGACAAGGUCAACAAGUUGCGUCAAGUUUUGAACAAGUCCAGCGAAGGACAAUAUAAGCUCUCUGUCAAUGACUUUGUGAUCAAGGCCUCUGCUUUAGCUCUCAAGUCUGUCCCUGAAGUCAACUCUGCCUGGCAAGGUGAUUUCAUCCGUCAAUACAACUCUGCCGAUAUCUGUGUUGCCGUUGCCACCCCUACUGGUUUGAUUACCCCCAUCAUUGGCCAAGCCGAGACCAAGGGACUUUCUAGCAUCUCUGCUCAAGUCAAGGAUAUGGCUAAGCGUGCUCGUGACGGUAAGCUCGCUCCUGCUGAAUACCAAGGUGGAUCUUUCACUAUUUCUAACUUGGGUAUGUUUGGUGUCAAGAACUUCACUGCCAUCAUUAACCCUCCUCAAUCUUGUAUUUUGGCCGUGGGCGGAGCUCAACAAAAGGUCGUUGCUGAUGAGACCACCGAGAGCGGAUUUGCUGUCCGUGAUAUCAUGGAAGUCACCUUGAGUGCUGAUCAUCGUGUUGUUGAUGGUGCUGUUGGUGCCACUUGGUUGCAAUCAUUCAAGGGUUUCAUGGAGAACCCUCUCAAGAUGUUGUUGUAAAUACAUAUUUUUUUUAAUUAUACUACAUACUAUAGAAAAAAAGAAAAGAAAAAGAAAUAAAAAAAUACAUUUGAGAAAUAUAA